Bombus huntii is the source of this 796-nucleotide messenger RNA. Its product is annotated as omega-amidase NIT2-like. Bases 71 to 604 code for a protein of 177 amino acids. Gene Ontology annotation, molecular function: omega-amidase activity. The transcript has 4 exons. Gene Ontology annotation, cellular component: mitochondrion. Lineage: Eukaryota; Metazoa; Arthropoda; Insecta; Hymenoptera; Apidae. Gene Ontology annotation, biological process: oxaloacetate metabolic process; L-glutamine metabolic process. The record is from RefSeq and is a predicted model, not a curated record.
UGAUGGUGAAACGAGCGUUGCUUCAUCGAACGCAGCUAAAGAAAACAACAUCUAUGUAGUUGGUGGUACGAUGCCUGAAAUAGAGGGCGAUAAAUUGUACAAUACCUGUACUAUUUGGGGUCCCGAUGGAACUUUGAUAGCAAAACACCGAAAGGUACAUCUAUUCGACAUCGACAUUCCUAAUAAGAUUACUUUUCGAGAGAGUGAUUCACUCAGUCCUGGUAACUCCCUAACGACGUUCGACGUGAAGGGCUGCAAAAUAGGUAUUGGCAUUUGCUAUGAUAUUAGAUUCGAGGAAAUGGCACGCAUUUAUCGUAACAAAGGUUGCCAAAUGCUGAUAUAUCCAGCGGCAUUCAAUAUGGCCACUGGACCACUGCACUGGUCCUUACUUCAGCGUUCCAGAGCGAAUGAUAAUCAAUUAUACGUUGCCUGCAUAUCACCGGCUCGUGUUCCUUCAGCAAGUUACGUCGCAUGGGGGCAUACACAGUUGACCAAUCCCUGGGGAAAGAUUCUUUACGAUUUGGAAACUCAAGAGAAUAUGGCAGUCACCGAUAUCAAAAAAAAAAAAAAAAAAAAAAAAAAAAAUAUGAGGCAUACUAUAUAAGAUUGUCAUCGAUUUAAAAUCAAAGUAUGAAAAGGAUACCCUGGAGAGAGUAAAACACAGAAUCAUUCCAACUAAACAUUCAGAUCGUACCGACACCUAGCUUCAACAUCUUCAAUAUCGAGGAGAUUCAAACUUUACAAAUAAAUGUAAAUUGCGAUGUAAAACAAAGCGAUGUAAAAAGGGAAAAAGGAG